GGAACCAUCUGUGUCUGUGGGCGGGGGUGCCAGCUAUGCUCUGUUCGGAGGCCCGAACAACGGGGGUUCAAAAGCAGCGCAGCCUGAAGCCCCUGCACUCAGGGGUGUCUUUGCCAGGGUAGGACUGAAGCUGCGGGUGCGGGGUCGGUUCCUUUCGCACGAUUGCAUCCCCCCUCUGCAGUGUGCUCGGGUCCUUCAAUUUCCGGGAGCGUUCCCAUUCAGGCCACGGUGAGGAGGUAACGCUGGCUGGGGUCUGCAUUAAGAGGCUUCUCGGGACGGCAUUUUCUGCUUCCACUCUCAUGGCGGACAAGAAAAUAGUGGUGGUGUUUGGAGCCACAGGUGCCCAGGGGGGCUCAGUGGCCCGUACGCUCAUAGAAGAUGGAACGUUCAGGGUUCGAGCUGUGACCCGGGACCCUGGGCAGAGAGCAGCAAAGGAGCUAAAGCUGCAAGGUGCAGAAAUAGUGCAGGGAGACCAGAAUGAUGAGGCCAGCAUGGAACUUGCCCUGACUGGGGCUCAUGCCACCUUCAUUGUGACCAACUACUGGGAGAACUGCAGUCAAGAACAGGAGGUCAAGCAGGGAAAGCUGCUGGCCAAUUUGGCCAAGCGCCUGGGUCUUCGCUAUGUGGUCUACAGCGGCCUGGAGAAUAUCAAGAAGCUGACGGCAGGGAGACUGGCAGCAGGCCACUUUGAUGGUAAAGGGGAAGUGGAGGAAUAUUUCCGGGACAUUGGUGUUCCCAUGAUCAGUGUGCGGUUGCCCUGCUAUUUUGAGAACCUCCUCUCCUACUUUCUGCCCCAGAAAGCCCCAGAUGGAAAAAGCUACUUGCUGAGCUUGCCCAUGGGUGACAUACCCAUGGAUGGUAUGUCCGUUGCUGACCUGGGCCCUGUGGUGCUCAGCCUGCUGAAGAUGCCAGAAAAAUACAUUGGCCAGAACCUUGGGCUUAGUACCUGCAGGCACACAGCAGAGGAGUACGCUGACUUGCUCUCCAAGCACACUGGAAAAGCAGUGUAUGAUGCCAAGACAACCCCUGAGGAGUAUGAGAAGCUUGACUUCCCUGGGGCUCAGGACCUGGCCAACAUGUUCCGUUUCUAUGCCUUGAAGCCCAACCGGGACAUUGAACUGACGCUGAGGCUCAACCCCAAGGCCAGAACACUGGAUCAGUGGCUGGAGCAGCACAAAAGGGACUUUUUCAGGUUGUAGUGACCCUGUCCACUUUUUGACACCAUCUAGGGGGAGGGGAGGUGCAGCCACAGUGAUUCAUUCUUGUUACAAAAAAAAUUAUUUUUAAAAUAAAGGCCAUUGUUCUCAGAUGGUUUCCAAAA
Messenger RNA from Phyllostomus hastatus (greater spear-nosed bat), 1321 nucleotides. It is a transcript of the gene NMRAL1, whose product is annotated as NmrA like redox sensor 1. Lineage: Eukaryota; Metazoa; Chordata; Mammalia; Chiroptera; Phyllostomidae. The transcript has 6 exons. The record is from RefSeq and is a predicted model, not a curated record. Bases 300 to 1199 code for a protein of 299 amino acids.